Symbiodinium sp. CCMP2592 is the source of this 4152-nucleotide messenger RNA. The record is from the annotation of a GenBank genome assembly. Lineage: Eukaryota; Dinophyceae; Suessiales; Symbiodiniaceae.
AUGGCCUUGGGUCGUCCCUUACAGGUCAGCUUAGUUGGAGGAAGCUUAGCUUCUUUGGCCUUUAGAGCUGCGGAGGAACUGCUGGGGCCACAGUCGGAGCUCCCUUCUUUCGUUGCGGGCUGUCCGCUUUGCCCUCUUGAGCCGGAGCAGCUCCACGUGCCAAGCUUUUUCUGGGGGAUCCUGGCUGUCUUCUUCAAGGAUUGCCCGCCCACUUUUCUGAAUCCUUUCAUGAGCCUGGCAGGUCUCGAGCAGCAAGUGUGGAGGGCUCGUGCUAGCUCCAUUUCGGACGAGGAGCGUGGUGUUAUUGCUCGCGAAGUGGGCCGCUUCUUUGCUCGGGCCUUGGCUGGCACCCACCGUGGUCAGAGCGGGACUGUUUGCGAGGACCGUGGCCAGCUGCGUGUGAUGUCGGACGCCGAGGAAGGAGACGGCAGCGAGAGCGAGGAGAGUGAGUCUGCUAAGAGGACCGUUGCUGCCAUUUUCAUUUCUGAGCAUGAGGGAAAGAUUGUCACGGUCAUGGCCGCUUCUGCCGCCGACCGUUCUAAGCCAGCCGAGUUUUCUUUGAAGAUUUGGGUUUCCGAUUCUCAGUUUGGCUUUGCCACGGCCCCGUCGGGCCGGGAUGUUCACGAGGCUAGGUUUGCCGCCAUUGAGGUGCGACAGCCAAGUGCCAAGCAGCCAGCCAAGAAGCCGAAGAAUUCCGAGCUGGGAGCCGUGCCGGGUACUCCUUUGCCUCCCGGUCGAGCGGAAGAUGAGCCUGUGCCUGGCGUCGGUGCCUUGUCUGCUGCUGCCUCUUCCCUUGGCGAAGCUGAUGCCGAGGUCGAGGCCCAACUAGGUGCAAGUCCCAUUGAGACGGCCGUCCUGAGUCUGACUAAGAUUGUUGGGAGCUGGCUGUGCAUGCCUCGCCUCUCGACCGUGCUCUGGAUAGAGCCGAGGGGCUGCUUCCCUCAAGUGAUCCUUCGGGAGACCUUGUCCUCGGACCCUUCCCAGAUCUUCACCAGCAUCGAGAACCAGCUCGAGGAGGACCUGCUAUCACGGAGGGUCGGCUCAGCUUUGCAAGACUCUAGGGCAACAAGCAGAGCAUGGCUUGAGUACCGAUCUCAUAUCGGAAACUUCCCGACGACCGUGCGCAUGGCCUGGAGUGUAUGCGGCAUAUGGGAUGCGCUGAGGGCUGGCCGUCAUGACGAGGCUCGCGCGCGCUGCGCUUUGUGCAUAGCUGCCUGCGACCAACAGGCCUUUGACAAUGGUCAGUGGACUCUCGCGGAGCAGUUCCUGCUCGAACAACCUCCGCCGCUAUCCGCCUUUGCGGGUAAGCGGAACGCCUCUUCUGAUGCCACCGAUACUUACCACACUAGGCUUGUUGAGCCAAGGUGGGCAGAGCUGUGCCUGCACAAGGUCCGUGAGCUCGAGCAGCACUUGGAGGCGAAGAAGAAGUUGGGAGGAAAGGGACGCGGCCGCGGAGACGGGGAUGCCGACGGCCGUCAGGACAAAGGUGAUAAAGCCGACAAGGGUGCACCCAAGGGAGGCAGAAAGGUGACAGGUCAGGCCCCUCCGGGGGUCCUCGACCUGCUCACGCCACGUGUUUCAAGCUCGCCUGGCCCUUUUGGUUCGGCCUUCUUCCGGGGCACUCUCUCGGAGUGUUCUCCUUUUGGCAACCGUGCUGCCUUGGAGCUGAUCGCUUUGGUGUUUGACUCCCUCGCAGCCGAGCCGCUUCACCGCGUUGCUCGUGGCCCCGGCGCUUCCUUUAAAAGUCGACGGUGGCAGGAGCCCUUUUCUUCUUCGGUGCAUCGCGCCUGGGAUCGUCUUGCUAAUGCUGUGUCGUUGUGGGACUCUGCCCUUCCCGUGGAUGCUGCCGCAAUGGGCAGGACUGCUGGAAAAGUGGAGCGCGUCGAAGAGCAGGUCAGAGCUCUGGCCGUCCUGAGCCCAGAUGCUGCUCCCGGCCACUUUACUGACUUCAACUUAGCAAAAGACAUUGAGGUUGGCCGGCUGAGCCUCCCCAGCGAGCCUCCGGCUUUUGACCCGUCUCCUUUUCUGGAUGGGCCCAUGCGUUCUCUUUACCUUACUCCGAGCGCGCAUGCUUGGCCGGUCGAGGAAGCAGACCGUUUUGAUCAUAGGACAGCCUGUGGCGUCUUCGCUCUCCCCAAGAGCAUCGAUGCUGAUCGACUUAUCGUCGAUGCUCGCCCUUCCAACCUUUGCAUGCCGACCGACGUCAGGUGGCUCUCCACGAUGGGCUCCGCAUCGGCCCUUCUUGGGCUAGAGCUGGCGCCUCACCAGCAGCUCUACCUUUCAGGCGAUGACAUAAAGGAUUUUUACCACCAGUUUAGGGUCACGACCGACCGGACAGCCCAAUACCGCAUUGUUGGCUCUUUCAAGCCCCGCGACCUUUCACCUCUUUCCUGCUUCGAGCCGGGCCUUUGGAAGUCCCGUCGCGUCGUUGCUGCGUUGUGUUGCAUGGCCAUGGGGGACUGCAAUGCUGUGUCGGUUGCCCAGUCUGCCCAUGUUAUUGGACUGAUCCUUCAAGCUCAGGUGGUAGGGUGGGACGAGCUUCUUGUGCACAAGGGGCCCGUGCCCCGGAGUCCUGCCAUGUUGGGGCUCGUCAUAGACGAUGUGAUCGUCAUCGAGAGAGCGUUGCGGAGACCCCACUUUGAGGUUUCGUCUUCGCGCAGCCAGCGGAUUGUGGACGGCCUCCACCGAGCCUACGCUGCUGCGCCUCUGCCUAGGCAUGAGAAGAAAGCUUUCUUCGCCUCUGACUCUGCUACCUUUUGGGGCGCCGACGUCCCGUCCUGGGUGAGCUCGGUCUUGUGCGUCCCGCCUGGAGCCGGUUGCUCCUGGGUCGCCGCCCUCUCUUUCCGGCGCCGCUGUCUCUGCCUGCUUGACCAGGUCUACGUCUUGCAAAAAGGUCGCGAGCGGCACGAGUUGGUGCGAGUCCCGCCGUCUUUGCGUGCUGAGCUCUUCAAGCUUUGUGUUCUCGCGCCGCUCUUAGCCACGGACCUCCGCGCUCAGAGCUGUGGGCUUGUGGUGGCUUCGGACGCCUCCUCCUCGCUGGGUGCUGUUGUCACGGCUCGCGUUUCCCCAGACCUUGUUCGCGAACUGCUGAGGCAUACUCCGACAAAGGGUCUUUGGAACAAACUGCUUUCGCCUGUCAACGCGCUUUUGCGCGAGCACCAGCAGUUGGAGGUCGAGUGCGAAUUGCCUGGGGGAAUUUUUCGCACCCAUCCGCUUUGGACCCUGGUCGCACGAACACUGCACUUCAGGCUCCACUCAGUUUUCCGACGGAGGCGCAGAGAUCACAUAAACAUCAAAGAGAUGGAUGCGUAUCUCUCCACCGAAGAGUCUUUGUCCCCAUUUGGUUGGGAAUCGGCUAGAACGCUCUCUCUGUUGGAUUCCCAAGUGGUUCUCGGCGCCUUGCUGAAAGCCGAUCGAGCCCUUGACUCUUUUCUGCUCAGUGCUGAAAGGCAUCCUCUACAGAUGCUAGGCUUUGAUCUUCUUCACAAGUCCUUUGCCCAGUGCCCUGGCACCCCUGGUUUUUACGGUGCGGCAGAGCCUCCGCCUUCUGCCUGCGUGCCCGCGUCGGACCAGAGUCCCGAGGCAGUUCCUUUGGCCUCUCGGCAGGCUGCCUCCCCUGUCGGGGCCGUUGUGGGCUGUGGUUUUCCCUGGGCCAUCACCUUCGACUGGUUGCACGGCGAGUCCCAGGAUCUGUUGCGGCCUGCCCUUCAGAGCCAGAUCCUCGCCGCUGUCGAGUCGCGUGUGUUCUCAGCUGUCGGCCUUUCGCCUUCCUGCCCUACCUUCAGUGCUGCUUCCUACCGGUCUUCAGAGUUCCCUCUAGACCUCCCUGGACUUUCGGCCUCGGCCUCUGCCCGUGCUCCAGGGCAACAAGCACGUCGUUUUCGUCGUUGUGUCGUCCGGUUAAAGCCCUGCUUGAAGACUGGCCGUCGCUUGGCAACUGGGUCUACGACCGCUGCGCCUACGGUAGACCUUGGCAAAGAGGACCCGGAUCCUCACAAACACCGCCCUGGCUGGAAGCAGCAAGCUAAGCACAAGGUUCUGCGUGGCAGGGCCUCUGGCACUGCAGAGAACUGGACAAAGUUGGCCGAGCAUCCGCCGCAGCAAGCUACCUUGCCAUGGCCCUUGCGGACGCUGCUGUCUCUGCCGGCUUGA